This is a messenger RNA of Saccharomyces eubayanus, 1131 nucleotides long. It is a transcript of the gene AAD14, whose product is annotated as putative aryl-alcohol dehydrogenase. Bases 1 to 1131 code for a protein of 376 amino acids. Lineage: Eukaryota; Fungi; Ascomycota; Saccharomycetes; Saccharomycetales; Saccharomycetaceae. The transcript has a single exon. The record is from RefSeq and is a predicted model, not a curated record.
AUGUCUGGUAUGUUUGAGCCUGCACCUGAACCUUCUACUGAGUUAGGCCUUUUAAGGGUUCUCUCUAAAACGGCUAGUGUUAAAGUCUCUCCUCUAAUCCUGGGCGGGAUGUCGAUUGGUGAUGCGUGGUCAGGAUACUUGGGCUCAAUGGACAAGGAACGCGCUUUUGAACUACUUGAUGCCUUUUACGAGGCAGGUGGAAACUUUAUUGAUACUGCAAAUACUUAUCAGAAUGAACAGUCGGAAGCUUGGAUCGGUGAAUGGAUGAAGUCAAGAAAGUUGCGCGACCAAAUUGUUAUAGCUACCAAAUUUUCUACAGAUUAUAAGUGGUAUGAAGUAGGCAAGGGUAAAAGUGCCAAUUUCUGUGGUAAUAGCAAGCGUAGCUUGCAUGUGAGUGUCAGAGACUCUCUGCGUAAAUUGCAAACUGAUUGGAUCGACAUUCUUUAUAUUCACUGGUGGGAUCAUAUGACUUCCAUUGAGGAAGUUAUGGAUAGUUUACACAUUCUUGUACAGCAAGGCAAGGUCCUCUAUCUGGGUGUGUCUGAUACACCUGCCUGGGUUGUAUCUGCAGCAAAUUACUAUGCUACUUCUCACGGGAAAACUCCUUUUAGUAUCUAUCAAGGUAAAUGGAAUGUGUUGAAUAGGGACUUUGAACGUGAUAUUAUUCCAAUGGCAAGGCACUUUGGCAUGGCACUUGCUCCAUGGGAUGUAAUGGGUGGUGGUAAAUUCCAGAGUAAAAAAUCUAUGGAAGAAAAGAAGAAGAGUGGAGAGAGCUUGCGUUCCUUUGAUGGUAUUUCCGACCGGACGGAGACAGAGGUCAAGAUGAGUGAGGUAUUGUCAAAGGUUGCUGAGGAGCAUGGUACUGAGUCUGUUACGGCUAUUGCCAUUGCCUAUGUUCGUUCCAAAGCGAGGAAUGUUUUUCCAUUGAUCGGAGGACGUAAAAUCGAGCACCUUAAGCAGAACAUUGAAGCUUUGAGUAUUAAGUUGACACCAGAUCAGAUAGAACGUCUAGAAAGCGUCGUUCCUUUUGACAUUGGAUUUCCGUCCAAUUUUAUUGGACAGGACCCAGCUAUUAGUAAACAGGUUCCUUCCUUUACAUCAAUGUCAGCCAGGAUUGUUUUAGAUGAUUAG